Molecule: messenger RNA, 1193 nt
Organism: Drosophila gunungcola (fruit fly)
Lineage: Eukaryota; Metazoa; Arthropoda; Insecta; Diptera; Drosophilidae
Gene: RpL22
Product: 60S ribosomal protein L22
Exons: 3
Coding region: 92-1015 (307 amino acids)
Biological process (GO): cytoplasmic translation
Cellular component (GO): ribosome
Molecular function (GO): RNA binding; structural constituent of ribosome
Source: RefSeq, a predicted model, not a curated record
AGUGCCCCCGAUCUGGCCACUCUGUCCAUCUCUUCUUCUUGCCAUCGCAUCCGCUUUCUGUUCUUUUUCCUCGUGGUUUUCGACUGACAAGAUGGCUCCAACCGCCAAGACCAACAAGGGUGAUACCAAGGCCGCUGCUGCCAAGCCGGCCGAGAAGAAGGCUGCUCCCGCAGCCGCCGCCGCCAAGGGCAAGGUGGAGAAGCCGAAGGCUGAGGCCGCCAAGCCCGCCGCCGCCGCGGCCAAGAAUGUGAAGAAGGCGCCCGAGGUGGCCAAGGCGGCCGCCGCCGCUGCUGCCAAACCAGCAGCAGCCAAGCCCGCUGCCGCUGCCAAGCCUGCCGCCGCCAAGGAUGCCGGAAAGAAGGCUCCUGCUGCCGCCGCCGCCGCCGCACCCAAGAAGGAGGCCGCCAAGGCUGCCGCUCCGGCUGCCGGAAAGGCUGCUCCAGCCAAGAAGGCCGCUUCCACCCCGGCUGCCGCUCCUCCGGCCAAGAAGGCUGCUCCCGCCAAGGCUGCUGCUGCUGCUGCUGCUCCGGUCGCUGCUGCCGCUGCUGCUGCUCCGGCUGCAGCUGCUCCAGCCGCCGCCAAGCCCGCUGCCAAGCCCAAGGCCAAGAGCGCUGCUCCCGCUCCCAGCAAGGUGGUCAAGAAGAACGUGCUCCGCGGCAAGGGACAGAAGAAGAAGAAGGUCUCGCUGCGCUUCACCAUCGACUGCACCAACAUUGCUGAGGACAGCAUCAUGGAUGUGGCCGACUUCGAGAAGUACGUGAAGGCCCGCCUCAAGGUCAACGGCAAGGUGAACAAUCUGGGCAACAACGUCACCUUCGAGCGCUCCAAGCUGAAGCUGCAUGUCAGCUCCGACGUGCACUUCUCCAAGGCCUACCUCAAGUACUUGACCAAGAAGUACCUGAAGAAGAACAGCCUGCGCGAUUGGAUCCGUGUGGUGGCCAACGAGAAGGACUCGUACGAGCUGCGCUACUUCAGGAUCAGCUCCAACGACGACGAGGACGACGAUGCCGAGUAAAGAUGAUCCAUUACCAAUUCCACACAGCAGAAACACAAGGUUUACAUUUCGUUUUAAUGUACAUCUCACGUCCUCGAACGGGGGCGUGUUUUUAUAAGCUAGCAGAAAGAGGUGUGAACUCAUGGAAAAAAAAUCCCUUUGGGUUCGCCGCAAUAAAUUAUUUGUGUGAGAACCGUAA